Molecule: messenger RNA, 240 nt
Organism: Ectocarpus sp. CCAP 1310/34
Lineage: Eukaryota; Phaeophyceae; Ectocarpales; Ectocarpaceae
Source: the annotation of a GenBank genome assembly
CCGCUGCUGCUGCUGCCGUGCAUCGUGUUACUCUCGACGAUUUGCGAAGGCAAACACUAUGGCGAGGUUGUAAAGCCGCAGGAGAUGGAGCCCAUGCCCGCAAGUCUCGGCAAUUCUAUAAUCCGAGGUAUGCCCUUCACACGUGGACGCCGCCGGCAACGCCGACACACGUACGUACGUAUGUCCUUCGAAGAAGGAACGCUUUUUAAUACAAUCUCCCGGGUUGUGGCGGGACUGUGA